Messenger RNA from Candidula unifasciata, 2160 nucleotides. The record is from the annotation of a GenBank genome assembly. NCBI's taxonomy places the organism in Eukaryota, Metazoa, Mollusca, Gastropoda, Stylommatophora, Geomitridae.
AUGGAAGUCGGCACAGAGAUCAGCCAGAAAAUACGCUCUGCCAUCAAAGCAAAACUUGUGGAACUUGGUGCUUAUGUUGACGAUGAACUGCCCGAUUAUAUCAUGGUGAUGGUUGCAAAUAAACGAAGCCGGGCCCAGAUGAGGAAAGAUCUGGGUUUGUUUUUGGGGACAAAUACAGUUUCUUUUACAGAAUGGCUUCAUCGUCUUCUAGCAAAGCUGCAGACUAUUAGAAGUCAAAGUGAUUUAGAUAAAUCAGCAGGAAAGCAGGUAAAAGGAGGAAAAUUAAAAGCUGAAGGAGAUAAACAGAAAGGGGAGACGCAGACUGUUGGCCUUAAUUCCCCCACAAAUCAAGAAAACAUCCAUAGUGCCGAGGCUUGUCUAGAAAAAACACAGGCAGAUAUCGAUAGUGGUGAAGGAAAUAAGUACACAGAUGCAAGUGACAGUAGAGAAACUGGUAGUUCUUCUACCAAGCAAAGUUUGAAAUCUGAAUGUGAUGACAACGUCAGACAGGAUAUAUUAACGGAUACAUCCCCAAGGGAUGCUGUGUCCGAGGGAGAAGCAAUGGAGGCUGAAGUUGUAAAUGCACGACGUCUAAGUAUAGAAUCAAAAAUAUCAAGUGCCUCACAUAGCCCAGGUCAUGGCCAGUCAUAUUCUGUCAGUAGAAAACGCAAAAUUCAGUCAGAAUUAGCAGAUGUUGGAAAAGAAAGUGAUGCAUUCCAUACUCACAACCCAGCAUUUGACAAUACUGCAAAUGAGCUUACUGCAGACGCAUCUUCGUCGUUGCAAGUGACCAGGAACGUAUGUGACGGUGAUCCGGAGGGAACGACCCAUGAUCAUGAUGCAGAGCUUCCAGAUCACGAUGGGCAGCCUCCACAGAAAGUCAUCAGAUUGGCAGAGUCUCUGCAGCUGGAGGAUAUCAAGCAAGCCUUAGCUGAAGUCUUAGACAAGAGGACAGAACAGAACGAUGACAUUGCUCAUUUUUCUAGAAUGUUGGAGUCAUCUUUAAGAAAAUUACGACCACGGAUUUUAUCAUUGGCGAAAAUUCGAAUUCAGGAGAUUUUGUAUGAGUUUGAAACUCUGGCAUUUCAAGAAGAAAAUCUGGUGGGAAAUCAGCAAAAUGCUAACAGGACAAAGCAGGCAUCUUGUUUAAGUAAUGAUUCAGAGAUUGAUAGUUUUGGUAAAUGUUCAAAGUCUUUAUUGGUAGACUCAGGAUCUGAUGGUUCAAGGAACUUGUUAGAAGAUAAACAUGCUUCUUGUGUUAGUUCACAAACAAAUCCUAACCUGCUAGAGAAGGAAAUACAUGAUUCCAAUUAUCUGCUAGAUAAUGUUGACAACUGUCGGCCAAAGAUCAACUCAGGUAAAUUAGAUAACCAUUUGACAGUAACUCGUGAAUACUCCACUGCUGACACCAGGGUGAAUUCGCAGCCCCGUGAAUCUCUUGCAAAGUCACAGAAAUCCACAGGUAAAUCUGCAAAACAUUCUUCAAAAGAAUAUGACACUGUGGUUAAAUUUGGAGACAAAGAACGUACCGCAGGGAAACUCCAAGAUCAAUCUCAAUCUCCUGGCUCAUUAGGCAAAGCUGACAUUGGUUCUCCAAGUUCAGUCCAUUCGUGUCCACUCACCGGCACUCUGAGCCUUCGGAUCAAAAGAAAUGUUUCAACUGCUUCACAAGAAUCACCCACUUCCCCUGUAGAUCUUCAGUCCAAGCCUUGUUCUUCACACGCUGGCAGGAGCAAACACACUUCAGCUAAAAAUAAGAUCUUGCCUUCCAUUUUAGUGGAUUCUAUUCACACUCGGAAAAGGUCUGAAACUUUGGAGCCUGCCUCAGUUCUGCGGCAGGGUGGGAAUAAAGACAGAUCGCCUAGACCUGUAGAUGCCUCGAAGCAGGAUGUCCAGGACUCCCCCAAGCUCUAUGGGCCUGAGGCAUUAAAAGUCAUGGCCAAAAAUCUGAGGAUUACUGUAAUAAACAAACAGGCAGUGAAGUCAUCUCAGGAGUCUAGUUCCGAGGAUUCUGAUGAUGAAGAGGAUGAUGAUAGUUCAGAUAAUGAUGACGAAGAAGAGGAAGAGGAUGCAAGAGUAAACAACAGCAGCAUUGCAAAAGUGAAAGCUGGUUCGGCAACACAGAAGAAGAAAGCCAGUUCUGUGCACUCUUCAGCAUAG